AUGUGCCUGACGCUCAACUCCAUCGUCUCCUCGUUGCUGCGGCGGAAGAAACAGUCGCGUUCGUCCCAAUGUGCGACUCGAGUCACGUCUGCGCGUGACGACGACGACGACAACAACGACGACGAUAGUGACGACGAGUGGGGCAUUGUCCAUCGUGCCAAUGUACCGCCAAGAAGAGUGUUUCUCGAAUCAAGUCGGCUGCAGAUGGAAACUGCGUGCCGAGGCGUUCGAGUGUCGCUCGUUCUCGUUGUCACGUGGCCACCGAGUCACGUUCCCUUCCGUCUCCGCCUGCAGCAAACGCGAGCAACGUGGACAUUCGAAGCAGCUGCUGCUACAAUGUGCUCCCCGUACAACACAUGUCGCUUUGUGCAGAAGCCAAUGUCUGAUGUUGGCUUCGUGACGUCGUCGCUGUUGGAUGCGUACGUGUCCGAUCGACUUGAGCGCGCUGCUCGCCGGCAUUUCGAGUGGACAACAGGCAGUCGACUCGGGAGCACCUUCUCACCACUGCCACAUAAAGUCACGAGUGCGCACGCCCACGCAGCGGCGAUCACGAGGAAACGGGUCACGCACUCGACUGCGAGUACAGGCACAAAGGCGUCCGAGCCGUUGUCAGCUACUGCUGCGGAGGUGUCGACUCGACAUGAUCCGAGUCAGACUGGCAAUUGCAAAGACACUGAGCGACACCGCCACGUGGCACAGGCCAAGCGACCGACUGGUCGCUUGCGCACACCUCGUCGGAGGCCAUUGCACAAGACCGCGUCACGGUACUUAUUGUACAAGAAUACGACCGCAUAUCUCAGGCGGCGCACGGAAAACCUACGUCGGGCGCGCGCGCUGGGAUCGUCACGUCAAAGGCAGGACAAGACAGGCGGGUACAUGCUGUAG
Messenger RNA from Hyaloperonospora brassicae, 885 nucleotides. Lineage: Eukaryota; Oomycota; Peronosporomycetes; Peronosporales; Peronosporaceae. The record is from the annotation of a GenBank genome assembly.